Molecule: messenger RNA, 496 nt
Organism: Drosophila bipectinata
Lineage: Eukaryota; Metazoa; Arthropoda; Insecta; Diptera; Drosophilidae
Source: RefSeq, a predicted model, not a curated record
AUGAGAAAUAUUAGCAUUUGUUUACAAAGUUCCGGCAAAGGCGAUUGGGCCAUAAUUGAACUGCAAGGUGAUCUGGAAGUCAGAAGCAAUCAAGAUAUGCAUGAUCAGUUCAUUGGGGAUCUCUACUACAACAAAUAUGGGCAGCCUAUUCUGAUCAUUGGCCACCACAUCCUACAGGGUCGCGAGCAGAAGCUGGAGAAACCCUUCGCCGUUCUGGAAAAAUCAAAAACAAAUGAAGGCGAACGUCUGCUGGACACCAGUAUUGCCACUCAGGACAUGACCAUGACCCAGCUGAAUGCCACCUCGGGAGCUGAACGCACUGUGCUGGAUCACACGAUUGCCCAGGAGCACAAGAGUCGACAGCGAACCGAGUACACCGUCCGCGCCAUUUGCACCAAAAAAUUAAUCUUCAAGUCUCGACCGAAACCCAUUAUAGCCAAUGUGGCCAAGACCGUUUAAGUGUCUUUUUUUAAAAUAUAUGUAUAGUUUUAUUAAA